GGUCAUUUAGUGUUUUGAAAACCUUGACCGGUUACCGGCCAUAUAGCCACAGCGUAAUUUUUUACAUCUUUGGACAUCAACCUGCCAGGUUAGUUUGUGUCUGUAUAUAAAUGUAGUUAAUGAAGUCAAAUCCUCUCAACUUAAAAAUUGCCUUGUACUUGAAUAUAAAAAACACCAUGGUAUGCCUUGGAAAAAAAAUGCAAAAUCAUAUUAUUAAGAUAAUAUAUUUAUUUGUAGUUAACAAUAACAGUUAGAAACUUGUGUUGAGGCCGCCAAAACCUUUCUCAGAGACCAUAAACAUUCACUGACUUUGCUGUUACAACAAGUGGUAAAAGGGUAUUAAAAUGUGAGAUUACCUCCCUGGGCUUUCACUCAAAGAGAGUAUGGGUAGUAGGACACAUUGUUUAUUUCCCUACCCUUUUUUUGCCAAGAGACCUUAUUUUAUAAUUCUGAUUCAUUUCAUUUAGCAUACAGAAUUAAGUUAGCUUUUCAACUUAGAAACAUGGAAAAAACUUGGGGAAAAAAUGGUGAUACAAAAAAUGUAACUAUAGAUUGCUCUUCAUCAACCUUCACAGCCCAAACAGACACCCUGUUCAAAACUCUAAAGGGUGAAAUGGUCACCACCCUAAAUCAGCAGCACAUACCCAUCUAGGCCAAAUAAGCCAAAGGUAGUAUCGGAGAAAGAACUGUUGAGGGGAUUGGGCUUAAGGGACACUACCUUCUUUUGAUGGUUGAUAAAAAAUCAAUUUUACCUUGUUUGUUUUUGUUGUAAAUCAAAUUCAUAACUUUCACAAACAAUAUUGAAGUUGUACAAUUUUCAAGCUCCUUCUGAUUCUCUUUAUAAACUUUGCAAAACAUUCAAUUCUUUUUUCUGUUUCUUGUAGCUCAGUCCUUUGAGGGAUUUUCUCAAUUCAUACCCCUCUCUCACUCUUAUUAGCAACUGGAUAAGCCCGUUGUCCCCACACUAAACCAUUAUAAUCAUUUCAAGUAAAAUUCAGAAGUACAGGGUAAUUUUUGUACAAACAAUUUCAAGGAAAUACUUGAAACCGAAGUUACUAUCUAAUAUAAAACUACUAAAUACAGUAUUGCUGUUGGAAAUUUAUUGAUUAUCACUCCAGUGAUAUUCCAGUGAAGGUUUUGAAGGUUCAGUAAACCCUCCCAGCUUUCUGAUAUUAAAAAUAGCUUGUACUGACAGACCCAGUAUAUGUGAAGCAAAGUGACUGGAAAAUAAAUAAAUAUUUGUUGUAGCUCCCGGUUUACAAACAAACUUACGAACCGUGAAGUAGAAAAUUGGUUUAAUGAUCAUUCCCAUAUGACUGUUGCAAGACUCGUACUAAUAUAGUGAGCUUGUAGCAUGUGUUUAGGAUAAGGAAGAGAGUUCUUAAUACCCCUGUAGGUGGAAAAAGACUAGGCUGGUUGCUCGAAAAUCAGAAAACCUUUUCUUGAUGUUUGGACGCGGGAAAACUCAAACCGAGCAAAACCUCGUAGUCCUUCCAUGUCUGUAUUCUCCGCCAUAUUUGCUUUGAAGGAAACCGGUACUCAGUCUCACUCGGCCAGAUUUCUUAACUGGGGCGCUCAUGUAAACUCGGUUCCAGACCUCGCUGCCAGCCCCCCCUGGAAUAAACCAUCCAUUACUACUUGAUUUACCCUAUCUAAGGAUCAAACCAAAGACACAAGGCCAACAACGUAAAAAAUGAUACCCUAUUAAAGGCUCGAGAUCCUCAAAAACCAUACCCUAUCAGGCGGUACUUACCUAUCUAGCCCAUCCAUAUAUGGGAUUAUCCCCCCCCGCCGAUGACUUCACCUGUCACGUGGCAAGCAAACAUGGAUUGGACGACGAAUGCCAGGUUAUUCAUGAAUUUUCUGUUGUUAAAUGUUGCCUUUCUUAUUUAAAUAUUUUUGAAUUUAAACGUGAUUCAUAUCUUUUUGGUGAUAUGUCACAGGAAGUUUCAUUUCUUUCAUAAAAGCGUUUCUAGUUUUUCACGUGAUUAAUCAAGGCAGAAAAAUUUAUAGCGGAGGACAUGCAUGUUUGACCAAAGAAAAUGUUACGGACAUGUUACAUGCUAGCUGACGCCAUCAUCUUUGUUUAUGAAGUACCAUGCAUAUUUUGGAAUUAUAUUAAUGUUGACGAAGUAAGUUGAAUCACUCUCAAAAAAUUAUUACAAAGUGCGAUGGAAUUAUUACAAAUUGCGACAGGUAUUACAAAAAAGUGCGAUGAUUAUUACAAAUUGCGACAGUACACACCUUCAUUUGUAUAACUCCCAGGAAAACUAGUGACCACUAGUAUUAGUAUCUAGGAAUAACGUUCGGAAGCAAAAAGGAAAGGAAGAUGAUGUGAAACUUACGAAGGAUACGGGGAAGCUAAAACGACAAUAAAUGCAAAUGAAUACUGAGAAAAUUCCAAAAAGUCCAAAACUAAUAUAAUUUCUGACACUUUAUUCCAAACCGAUCAUAUUUCUGGGUCCAGUGUUUAAUUUGCAUCCAGUCUGCUACACAGCCGUUCUUAGUAUCGUCAAGCAACGUUCCUCCCCAACCGGCUGUGUAUAACAGAAAACCUAUGAAUCUGUUCCUCAAAAUAUCUGUUCUUCUGGCGGGGGCAGAUUUUUGCUGGCUUGGAGACUUGGAAAAAAUAUUAUGUCCUUGGAACAAAUAAAUUUUCCCAGCAAUCUCCCAAAAUGCGUAAAAUGGCGUCAUAAAAACUUUGUUCAUGCUUUGUUGUUAUUUUUAGGUCUUUUCCUAAACUUUUCCCGUUGGGUUCUCCUGAAUUUGAUAACGGAAAGUGUCUUUAACAAUGAGAUAACAAAUCAUCUCAGUAUAAACUGAUGUAAGAUAUUGUUAAAGAUAUUGUUAAAGAUAUCAUGUUAAAAAUAUCCACAAUAAGCGCAAAGUUUAUCUUGUCAGAAUGUUUCCCAGCCAAAAGCAUUAAAAGACUGGUGUAAAAAUUUUAAUCUUCUGACCAGGUCGUUCAAGUCAGUAUGAGAUGAGAGGACUGAGAGUAAGACGUGAAUACCUGCAAAGAGGCUCAAUUUUUAAGUAUUUGGACUGCCUUCUCCGAAAGAUUUUGGUUAGAUUUUCAAUAUGCUUCCUGUCGGCUUUGCGAAUCUUGCAAAAAUGUUUUUCCUUUCUGACGAUAGUCCUUUCAGUAUCCUAGAAGAUAGCGCGAGUUUGCACAGAUACAUACGAAAUCGGCCGAACUACCGCCGACGUGUUUUCGGAUCACGAUGAAUCUGCUGUAGUUGAAGCGUUUGUAGGCGCUUGAAGCUUUCUGUUUUUUUUUUUCUGCGGUGCCUUCGUGCGUUGUUGGUGAAUGCUGGACAGGAAACAGAUUCCGCGAGAUACUGUAAGUACAAAUUUAGUAUUAAUUUGGUAAUCUGAAUAUCGAACCAAUCCCCGGCGUGAAUUAUCCUGCAAAUGGCAUGCAGUUUAUUUCAUUUUAUUUUUUUUAACAGGCAUGUAUGAGUUUCAGUCAACUCCUACAAUUCGGAUUUUUUCUUUUUUCUUUUGCUCUUAACAAGACCACAGAAAACUUCAUAAAUAUACAAACCAACGCUGAAAGAGUCAGAUCUAAAAUUAAGCUUAUUAUUUUAUUUUUGGCACUUUUAUUAAUUAAGCUAAUAUCGUUUUUACUCACGUUGGGGUUUUUAGCCACGUGUUCGGCCCACUUGAAGGACAUCAAAGUUCGACCCUUACCGAAAAUUUCGUAUUUUUUGGCCUUCGAAAUAAGUUUUUUGAGAAAUAAACCUCACAGAUCUUUAGAACAUACAUUGAAAAGUGACAUACGUAAAAAUCACCACGAUAUGUGGCAUAUUUCAGCAUUAACAAACCGAUGAAACGACUCUCGGCCUGCUUUUGCUCGCAGCCAGUAAGCCUGACCGCCAUUGUUCACAAAACCUGAGUGGACCUUGGUGGAAAAAAUCACUCAUUGGCUAGAAAACAAUGAGAAUCAAACGAAACAGCGGAGAUAAAGACCAGGGGAGACCUGGACGGUAGUUUCUCUGUCCGAACGUGUGAUGUCGGUUACGUAAAUUAGCAGCAGUUUUCGAAACGUUUUUCGAUUAUUAUUCGGUUUAGACUAUAUAUUCUAUAGGUUAUGAAGAUUAUUUUGAGUGGAAAAAUAGUAAGAUUCAACGUGCUUUCAUGUUCCGGAGAGCGAAUUACAAUAUUUGAGUACAACGCUCACUGAAGAUGUCAAGAAGUUCACCAGAGACGCCGAGGGACUAUCAACCUCAACAGGCCUAUCCAAAGCGGAUAAAACGGAAGGUAAGCAAGCACCUCUUUGCUUUAAUCUGAAAUAUUUAUUGUAUGCGAUAUUUUUUUAUCGUGCAUCGACAUUCAAUGUAUCAGUUUGUGAAACAAAGGAUCGAUUAUUUUAAUGCGUGCAAAUAUUUCAAUUUUCAUCACUUGAAUUUUCAGGGAAUGCUCACUCAUUUACUGCCUAUGAACUGUUUAGCUUUGAUUCUUUUAGUUUUUUCAAUCUAUUUUCGUGGCUGUAGGUUCACUGGAGAAACAUGUUCAUGUACGGCAUAGAUCUCUUGCUGUUUCUGGGAUUUGAGACAUACAUUGCAUUGUAUUCUAAGACCAAAUAGUUAGUUGCUAAUUGAGCUUAUGUAAGCUUUACUUUGUUGCUGCUGUUUUGUGUGAUUAUCAUCUACCAAAGUCAAAUUGCCGGCUAUUAAAUGUACACUUUGAGCUAUGUAUUAGGCCCUGAAUUCCAAAAUUUGAAAAAAGUAUUUAAUUUUUGUCUUGUCAGAGUUGUUGAACAAAGGCAUCUUUAUGGGACCUCUAUGUGAGAAAAAUAGUUUGGAUGUGGCAAAGGAAAAGCAAAAAGCCCUUGUUACUCCACUCCAGCUCCAGAACGUUUUCCUCCACGCUGUAGCACCAACCAAGGAACAUUUUCAGCAAGGAAAGUAUGUGUCUGGAAAGUGCAUCAUAUUUUCUGUUGAGCAGCUAUCUAAACACUUGACAGAAGUUUUGGAACUUAACCAGUGAGGAAACUGAGCCUGAAAAUGAAGGUGGACUCACCUUCUGGAGUUAAGAUGAACAUGCCAAAAGCUUGUCGGAAGGAAAAGCUAAGCUGGUGAAGAAGCUGAGAGAUGCACGUUAAAAAGUUAUGAUAGCCAUGAGCAAAGCAUUGUGUCCCCAGUUUCAAGAAAAUCCAAUUCUUCUUGUGGAAAAAUGAGUCAUGUACAAUUGCACUAAACAUGACUGUGAGCAAGCUGAAUGGUUCAAUGCAUCUGUCUUACGCCUUGCUGAGGUAUUCCCCCCGGGGGGGGGGGGUAUUUUUUGGGUGGUUAUGUGCUGCCCGGGACCCCAAAUUGGCACCCUGUUCUAAAAAAAAAUUUCCCUAACAUUGAUACCCCCUUCUAGAAAUGGGCCAAUUUUUUAUACCCAGUUCUAGAAUUCGCCCUAAAACUGAAACCCCGUUCUAGAAAUGGGCCAAUUUUUUAUACUCCGUUCUAGAAAGUUUGAAAAUGGAAAUAGCCCUGUUUUUUUAAAAAGAUAUUUCUUUAUUUGUUUGACUUAUACUUCAAAUAAAUGCCUCUUCAUAAUCAGCAACAAUUUUAAGCAGAAGAUAAAGCCGUGAUCCACAAUUUUUUACACCCUGUUCUAGAAAACGCCUCUGAAAUGGAUACCCCGUUCUAAAUCAGGAGCUUCAAAAUCACGACCCCGUUGGGCGGCACAUACCUGUAUAGGUAAUGUAUGGGAGUACCCCCCGGGGGUAUUCCAGAUGCGGUCGAUGCAAUCGAUGCAUAGUACAUCAUCAAAUAUGACAUUGAUGAAGAUUGAUAUGGAUUAAAGACUUAAACAAAGGGGGAUUUGAUUGUUCCUUGAUUGUUUCCAUUAACAAAUUAAGGUUGCACCGGACUUUUUAGAAUGACAACAAUCAUUUGCUAAAUUUCUUGUAAUAACAAGAGAUGGCAAUGAUACCUACCCUCUUUGUUUGCUUUUUAAAGUGAUCAUCAUGAUUGAACAUGUGAGUGUUGUCAUGAUAGUUGGGCCAGAGUUCAGUGCAGUCUUAACUAUUGCAUUUGUAAAUUAUAAGCCCCAGCAUCAAUACAAAACGUUUUCAUUAUACUGUGAGUAUGAGGUGAGGGAAGUUGUUUGAAUAUCUGCAUGAUUUAAGCUCAUGAGAAUAAAAAUUGUGCCUCGUAAGGGAAUUUGAACAGCCAUGGAUUGCAUAAAAAACCAGUUUUUGUAUCAAAAAUAGAUUUUAACUUGAUCUUUCAUUUAUUAUUCAAUGUACUGUAAUGAUUUGAUUUAGUGCCUGGGGCAUUAACAUACUUUAGGUACCUCAAGGGAGGGCGUUUAUUCAAGAUAGGGCGCUCAUUCCGGACGGGGUGCUUAUUUCUUUUUGGAGAAAUAACCGAAUGUUCAAAAUAAAACUUUAAUAUAUAUUUAAAAAGGAACAAAAGCAGAAACUGUAAAAGUAACAAAUAUGUGGUGAAUGUUCAGUUAACGUGAGGGAAAUUUAAUCUAUUUUUAUGCCGAUAGCUUUGACUGUGUCACUAACCUCAUUACCAAAAAUAAAAGCUUUCUGGUGGGGUAUCUUUGAUGUCCAAUUCGUUGAUGGUGUAGAUAGGGGGUCGUUAGGCAACACACGACUUUUAUCUCAUGCCAAAGUGCUGCUUGCUCCAAUAUAUUUUUAGAAUGGUGCUUAUUUAAAUGGGUGUGCCUAUUGGAAUGGGGGCACUUAAUGGAAUAGGGGGGCUUAUGAACAAAACACAUUUGAAGGGGGGCAGUUAUUCAAAAGGGAGCGCUUAUUGGAAGGAGGGCGCUAAAUCGAAUCAUUACGGUACAUAUCAUGUUAAAUGUUACAGUCCCAGUUGUUAUAGGCACGUUCAGAAUCUGGUUGUUACCAUAGAAACAAGCACCUUUGACUGUUUUUUACUGCAAGUGUUAUCUACCUUCAAUAACAAUUAUGAUAGAACUGCUUAUUUAUCUUGAUAUGCUGGCAUAACUAAUGUAUACAGUGUGCUACAUAACAUUUCAAGUAAUUUAGGUGGCUGCCAUAGAAACAAGACCUUUUUAACUUCAAUGUUUCUUUGUUGAUCCAAGAAAGACGCACAAAUGCAAAUUUCUUUGUUUAAAGGUGAAUUUUUUAAAUAGCCUGCGUGGCAGGCGUUAGAAAGGGAAGGGGCUGAGGGAAUUAGGGUGCGAGACCACGCGCGAGGGAGGAGGGAGGAGGGGAACGCCUGCAAGGAAGCCAUUGUUUUCGCCAUCCCGCCUACUUAUUAAAAAAAAUAACAAAAAUAAAGCAACUGUGAAUGACUAGCUGUCAAAAAGGGUCUGGCCGCGAUGCACGCAUUCUAGUCGUAUUUCUCGCACUGUUUUUCUUUUGUUUUUCCUAAAGAAAUCUAAAGUAAAGGUAAAAUAAAAAAGUUCAAAUGCGGUCGUCCUUCGAAUACCCUGGGUACCAGAGGUUUUUCCCGCGUGCGGCGGGAAUUUUCCGUGUUGGCCGAAGGCCGAAGCCACGAGCGGCGAAAGACUUGACAGAAACCGGAAACCGCGUUAGAAAAGUCUCUGGCACCCAGGGUAUCCUUCGAAGGAAUCUUCUUUGAAAGUUGCAACGACGCGUGCCGAGUUACAUAAAAUCCAACAUAAAUCUAUUCAAGUUGUUGCUGAAGGAAUCGGGUUGGAAAACUAUUUAAUAAGAAAUGGAGCGGCUCUUCGCAACUUUCAAUGCAAUGUUUGUCUAAGAAAAAUUAAAACACUUUGCCGUCACGCACUCUUUGAAUUUCUGUCAUGACGAACUGGAUCCAGCGUAGCACACUAAAGAACGCUGGCGGCGGGGAAAGAAGAGCUGAACCUCGAAGAUCUGCAAGAAGGCCACAAUUUAUUAUUAAAAUAAGCUCCUGGCGGUUUUAUUUAUUUAUUUAUUUUUUAUUUAUUCCAUAUUCACUGCAAAAGGAAAACUUAGCUAAAUUACAUAAGAGAACAAUUAACUACAUACUAGAAAAAAAAAAUUAUUGCAGUGGGGAAGGAUUAGAAGGGAACAUACGAAACCAUUCGAGCUAUAUGAUUUAUAACCGGCAAGAAGAAGUCCUCGACCAAAAAUCGCCAAAAAUAAUCUCCUGACAGGGCCUUUUCCUUCAUACGGUCCGGGCAUACGGUUCUUUAACUGCUUUUUUUCUAUUCUCUUUUGAAGCUGAAAUUGAUGCCUUCUAAUAUAACGAUGAAUUCCCGAAGAGAGAUCUCAACACGCUUCACUCACGACAUAUGUUUAGUUGUGAAUGGUAACACUCAAGUUACUGAGUGACAUGUGACCAAUUAGAACACGCUAUUUAGAUCUUAUCAAAUUUGACCAAUUAGGAUUUUAAUAUUCUCCUCAGUGCAUUCGCCUGGUAGACGUUAAAAACGAGAAAAACAAUGGUUUCCUGGCAGGCGUCUCCCUUCCUCCUUCCUCGCGCGCCCCUCGCGUUUCUCUCGCUCCUAAAACUUCCUUUCCCAAAACUCCCUUUCCCUUCCCGUUCAAACGCCUGCCAUGCAGGCUAUUUUUUUAAAUUUGACCGAAAUUUUGCUAAUUUUUGUCAUUUAUUUACAUGAUGAUGUCACGAGGAUCGCCAUGGCAACUUGAUUGACACAUCAAAUGUUAGGCUUGUCAAAGUUCUCUAUCAUGGCCAAGUUUCAAGAAAGUCGUACAGAGGGGUCCCAGGCACGGUUCACGUACCACGAAAAUGACUUUUCCGGCAAGUGCCAACGAGGCGAAUUCGUUUAUGUUUUGUGGAAUGUGCCUAUUCAGAUCUUCGCAAUAUAUAUAUUUUUUUCAUAAUUUUAGAGGUUUAAAAUGGAUUGCGCUAUAGAAAAGGAUGGGACCCAACUUCAAAACAAAAACUUUGACACAUUCUAGGCUUUCACUUUUAUUAAACAAUAACAACAUGGCUUGAAGAUUUGUUGGUAAGUAUGAGGAAGUUAUAUUAGCACUUUUGUUUCAUGGAAAACUCCAUUGUAUGAAAAAUAUAAAUGUUAAAAAGAAAAAUUUAGUUCAAAUCAGGCCUUUGACAGCUGAAAUUAAAAGUAAUAAUUAAAUUCCGAGCAACAGCGUCAUUAGGGAUAAGAAAAAUAUUUCGCGUGGUAAUAUACAUAAGAAAAAAUUGGUGUACAGCAAAAUGUGUGAAAAGCGCGACAAUGGGGCGGAAUGUAUCGCAGGCCGCCCAGACGUAGUAUGUGUUAAAUGAAUAUAUUAAUUUUCACAUGGACGAAAUAGGAUGAGUCGUCGAAACUCCCAUGAACUAAAAUAGUCCAAAAGUCAAAAUAUAACAAAACAAAGCUAAGAUACGUUCAACUGAACGUAUCCAUGUCUUUCCUGGCCGGUUAAAGUGGCAUUUUGUUGAGUUUUGCAAUUGUAGGUACUACUUUUGUGGAUAGUACAGUCGAAUCAUUCGUAUUCUAUCAAAGAUUCCUUCUUUUAUUUGAAAAUGUAUAUUUCUUAAUUAUUAUUAUUUUUUUAAACAAGUGGGGGGGGGGGGGCUAGCCUCCAGCCCCUCCCCCCUGCGAGGGCCCUGAUAAUUAAGACUGAUUGACAUGUUUCGCCUUUCUCAAAGCUCAAGAAACCUCAAGUAACCGCAAGUCCGCUAAGUCGGUCAUAAGGAUGGUUUUCAAGUCGCUUGAAACUUUCUUGAAUCGUUUCAACUUUCCGACUUUAAUGAGAUGCAAAGUAAAGUUACUUGAGAUUUUACUUCGGCCUUCACACACGAAUUUUUGGUGAAGAAAAACUUAGCAGCUCCUAAGUCUUACUUAACAGCCUAGUGCAAAGGCAAGCAUUGCGCGGCGUUAUAAUUCUGCCGCCGAGGCAACCACGCUUCUUAGCUCGGUUGCCUAGCUCGUUGGCAAAAAUUUCAGUUUCACGAAUCACGAUAAUCAGCGUGUGAAGCACUUCCUUGAUCUUGUUCUUAAGCAAAGGAAAAAUUGGCAAAGAAGUCAGAGGCACCCAACGUCAGUUUUCGGAUCACUAGACUUUCAGCUAGGAAAUCCUAACAGAUGAAAAAUUUUCAGGGGAUAAAAAUAUGCUUAUAUCUACCGUUUAAAUACUAUAAUACGUUUAACAAUGCUAUGUUUCAGUGGUUUUGGACUAUAUUGUCGUUGGGUGCCCCUGAGAGGUGACUGACACACUCAGCAAAUGGGCGACAAGGAAAAGAAAGACUACAAAUUGCAAAUUAGACUUUUAUCACUUUUGAGGGACAGAUAACUCUAACCAUCCAUCCGCUAAGUGUGGCGAAUUCUUGAAGAAACAUUAAAUUGUCAUUGUUACUGUUUCCCGUAGGAUCUCUGAAUCUGUCGGACUUUUCGUCGACCUCUUCACCCUCUGCAGUUCAUCUAUUUCUUGCCCCUCAACGAUAUCUUCGUGUGACAAUUAGAAGUCAUAGCUCUCGUCGAAGUAAGGACCAGACUGCAUUGGGGCUGAACGGAACCUUUCCUUUCGGAUCGUCAGACGCUCGGUACGUUCCCCGAUUUAAACAUUGUAGUCUCUUGCCUCACAUUCUGACUAACAGCUUUUCCAUCAGUUCCACCCUGUAGUUUCAUUGCUUGCCGCCCAAUCCAUAAGUUCUUUUUUGGCCUAUAUGUUAUUCUUAAGCUGCCUAAUUGCCUUGAGAUGUUCCAGUCUUGGAAAAACGCCUCACAAUCUUCUUUCGACAGAAUUUGAGCUCAAUACUUCGGCCAGGGCCUCGUUUCGCGCCCUUUGCCUCUUAAUCCAACGAAUUCUUCGAGUUUUUUUUUUUCUGAACUCUACUAGCGAAGAGUAUUCGCUUGUUAGCGGAAAAAGAAUUCUUUCCUUUCCAAGGAAAGUCGUUGAACCCACGGAAGUUGGGUCCACGUGAAAUAUUUAAUUGCCAUUUUAUUCUUUUGCGGCUUUAUACAUGAGUAGGCGAUUUUAUAGAUGAGAUUAUAGGUCCCUCAUGUUCCCAUCAGCUAGGCAUAGCCCUUAUAACCCUGGCCUAUGAUCAAAUGAUGUUUAGCAGCUGUGCUGAUGACGAAAAGACGUGUUCUUUCUUUUACGUCUCCUUAGGUGAUAAUCUCAACAUAGUAUUAUUAUAUAAUUGUUAAAAAUUCAGACCAUUUUUUUUAGAUUUUUCUUUCUUUUCCACUUUACUCCUCGCCUCGUUUAGCGAGUGGGGUGAAUUAUUUCCUCUUUUCUUCUCGGUCUACUUAUAUUCGUUGUAAUCUGUUUGUCGUGUAAUAAAUUGCUGUUGUUGCCGUUUGCUUUGAAGGGGAUUCUUCUGUCUUAAUUUCACUCGUUGUUAACCAUUGCUUGCCCUCACCUGACGAAAUGUCACGCAUUCGAUUGAAAAUAUGUCACACAUUUGCUCUGCCAUGUUUACAAUGACCAUGAUCUUCAAUUUGCGCGCUGAAUUCCUUCGCGGACUUUACGACAGGGGCACCCAACGAGGAUAUAGUUCAAAACCACUUAACAUAGCAUUGUUAGACGUAUUUUAGUAUUUAAACGGUAGAUAUAGGCAUAUUUUUAUCCUUUAAAAGCUUUUCAUCUGUUCGGAUUUCCUAGCUGAAAGUCUAGUGAUCCGAAAAUUAUAGGGGUCAAAACUUAACUUUUCGAAAAUUUCAGCCAGGAAAAGGCUCCCGAAAAUUCUAGGUGGCCUUUUUUAGGGUAAAUAUCCGUUUAAAAUGGGUAAUUAUACCAUUUUGUAGAUGUUCGAAAAUCCUAGGAGAGGCAGGCAAGCAAGAAAUUUUACAACAAAUGUUCCGAAAAUUCUAGUUCUCAAAUCGUCUUCCGAACAGAUAUUUUCCCGAAAAUUGCCGUUGGGUGCCCCUGUUUACGAGUCUUCAGAUGUCUACUAAGUAUAUACGAAGAAUAGCGCGGAAGUCGAUAUAAGAUAGGUGUAUGUUAUUAUUACGACUAGGGUAUCUAAAAGAUAGUAAUGCUGCGGCACAUUCUGUUGAUACUGGCAUUAGUUAGGCAGUGAGACUUAAAGAAGAAUAAAAAAUGACAUUGAAUGUCCUAUUUACAUGUUGGAAAGUACUAGAAUAAUUACUAUCAGUCUAUAGAAAGAACUUGUGGGAACGUUGUUUAGAAAAUGAUAAAGUGGUUAUCAACUCUGGUUUUCCCACAUUAAAUUGUAAGAAAUAAUAGAAAUUCAGAUUGUUUAUCCAAGACUACAAAUUGCAAAUUAGACUUUUAUCACUUUUGAGUGACAGAUAACUCUAACCAUUCAUCCACUAAGUGUAGCCAAUUCUUUAAGAAACAUUAAAUUGUCAUCGUUACUGUUUUCUGUAGGAUCUCUGAAUCUGUCUCUUUUUUCGUCGUCCUCUUCACCCUUUGCAGUUCAUCUAUUUCUUGCCCCUCAACGAUAUCUUCGUGUGACAAUUAGACGUCAUAGCUCUCGCCGAAGUAAGGACCAGACUGCAUUGGGGCUGAACGAAACCUUUCCUUUCGGAUGGUCAGACGCUCGGUACGUUCCCCGAUUUAAACAUUUUGUAGUCUCUUGCCUCACACUCGUAGUUACUAAAACAUGAAACGACCUAAAACCACCUAAAACCAUCUACAACUACCUAAAACCACCUACAACCACCUCAAAAAAUUCAACAACCACCUACAACCAUUUACAACCACCUCAAAAACAUCUACAACCACUCGCAAACAAUCUAAAACCAUCUAAAACAGGGUAUAAAUGUCUGAAAUAGUUUCACACAAUUGUAUGUAGUCCCGCAGAAUCCUUUAGUCUAGUGUGAACGUGUCUCACUUGUAGAGCCUGAUUUUAUACAGCUAUUAACCCGUUUACAGUUGCAAGAGUUAGAAAACAUUAUAUAAUGAUAUUUGAUAAUUCUUUUCAGCAAAAUGAAUCAAAACGUUCUUACCAGUAACAUCCCUUGGUGGGGAGGGAAGACCCGAAUAUGUGAUCCAAAUUUUUCGUUCCGUUUUAGGUCGUAAAGUUCCAGCUACUCUAGCCUGUGCCAGGCUCUCAGAUAGUAUAGUGGGGACGUAUUUACAACAAGCAAAGCGAAAAUAAGAAGCGCGCAUAUCCUAUCACCCCCAAGAAGAGGGCCGAUUCUCGUAUUUCAUGUUCGUGACAUGUUGUCGUCUCGCCUUAUUUCAGACAUUUAUACCUUGUUUUAGAUGGUUUUAGAUUGUUUGCGAGUGGUUGUAGAUGUUUUUGAGGUGGUUGUAGAUGGUUGUUGAAUUUUUUGAGGUGGUUGAAGGUAGUUUUAGAUGGUUGUAGAUGGUUUUAGGUCGUUCCAUGUUUUAGUAACUACGGCCUCACACUCUGACUAAUAGCUUUUCCAUCAGUUCCACCCUGUAGUUUCAUUUCUUGCCGCCCAAUCCAUAAGUUCUUUUUUCCUGUAUGUCAUUCUGUUAGGCUGCCUAAUUGCCUUGAGAUGUUCCAGUCUUGGAAAAACGCCUCACAAUCUUCUUUCGACAGAAUUUGAGCUCAAUGCUUCGGCCAGGGAUACGUUUCGCGCCCUUUGCCUCUUAAUCCAACGAAUUCUUCGAGUUUUUUUUUUUCUGAACUCUACUAGCGAAGAGUGCUCCUCUCUUGUUAGAGGAAAAAGAAUUCUUUCCUUUCCAAGGAAAGUCGUUGAACCCACGGAAGUUGGGUCCACGUGAAAUAUUUAAUUGCCAUUUUAUUCUUUUGCGGCUUUAUACAUGAGUAGGCGAUUUUAUAUAUGCAUUCGAUUGAAAAUAUGUCACACAUUUGCCCUGCCAUGUUUACAAUGACCAUGAUCUUCAAUUUGCGCGCUGAAUUCCUUCGCGGACUUUACGAGUCUUCAGAUGUCUACGAAGUAUGUACGAAGAAUAGCACGGAAGUCCAUAUAAGAUAGGUGUAUGUUAUUAUUACGAUAAUUGUCUCAUUUGCUGAUUCAUAGUCUUUAUUCAUCCUUCGGAGGUCUUGAAACUGAAAAUGACGAGAAAAAUACGUAAUGAAAUCACGAUGAUCGUUUAUCAAUUCGUGUUUUUUACGGGGCACGUGCACGCUUAACCUUUUGGUUACAGAACAUGAAGAAUAGACAAGACCGUGAGACAAGACAUUUAUUACCAUAAUAUUGCCUGUACAUCAUUGGCACGUUAGCCAAAAACGCUAGUCGUGACGGGCCAAAUUGGUAAUUCUUUUACAAAUCAGAUAAUAUUACAGAUAGUAAGUAAAAAGCAAAGAGAAAAGAAUAGAAUGAAUAUAUGUGUAAUAAAGUAAAAAACAAGAACGACAAAUCUUUUUCAUGCAAGUUGUGAGAGAAGCUAAGGUUUAGGAUUUCGCGAUUAUAUUUCUCGUGUUAUCAUGGUUGCAUUAUUUUUCAUUCUACCUGGUAUUUCAUUCCAUAAUUUUAGUUAACGUCAAAAAUUGCGACGGCUUGGUUUUCAAGAUUAAAUUUUUUGAUGUACAUAUUCUUUUUCGAGGAGUGAUCUUGUGUUAUAAGUAUGAAUAGAUGAUGUCUUCGAGAACAAAUUAACGAUUUUUGAGGGUGCAGUAUUAGUAUAAAUACAGUGGAACCCCGAUACAACGAUCCUCGAUAUAACGAUAUCCCCGGUAUAACGAUAAAUAUGCUAUGUCCCGUCAAAAGUUACAGUAAAAUGUAUGGGACAGAACCCCGAUAUAACGAUCUUCGAUAUAACGAUAUUCCCGAUAUAACGAUAAAUAUGCUAUGUCCUGGCAAAAGUUACUGUAAAAUGUAUGGGACAGAACCCCGAUAUAACGAUCUUCGAUAUAACGAUAUUCCCGAUAUAACGAUGAAGCAAUAAGAUUUUUGUUAAAAGUGUUUUUGACGCCUGUCCCCAAACUGUCAAGAGGCAAGAUUAGAGACCUUAAGCAAGGACGACGAGGACGGCAGUGAAAACGUUGGUAAAAAAAUGAAUUUGCUUUCUUUCAAACUUAAUCGCGUCUAUUUGGACCCGCUCAAUAUGUUAAAUACAGGCGACGUUUCCUGGAGUUAAAUUCUUAAGAAUUUUAUUCAGGUUCAAAAAGAUCAAGGAAAAUUCGGCGUCGUUUGUCCACGUCCUCCAUAGAUCGUCUAAUUAGGAGGUUUCACGUCGUAGUCGUGCAAAGGACGUCAAAGAAAUGUACUAAAAAGAGUGAUGCACGUGUAGAGCUGUUGUUUUGAUAAUUAAACCUAUAGCCCUUUUUUUGAAGUCGUCGUUGUCGUCGUGGUUGUAGUUGCUUAAGCUCCCUAAGUAUUAACGCACGGUAUAUAUAAUUAUAUUUAAUUUACUAUUCACGAAUUACAUUGUUACCGCUGCGCCACAUGGGAACAUACCGUAAAGGUGAUGAUAAUGUUUUAUUUAAACCCUUUCCCUUAGAACUUCAGCCACCACACCCUGUUUAAGCUGAUAAAGCCCUAUUCAAAACUAUUUUUGAAGAGAGUGACAUGUGCUUUAAGGUAAAAACCCGAACUUAAACGCAUUUUAUCGCAUUUAAAGAACAGAUGCCCAACAGAGACGAUACGGUAUAUGCUAAUUCAUUGGAACAAAAGAAAGUUUUUAUAUAAGAAAAGAGUUCAACUCCCACAGCAUUGGUUUGAAACACUAACAAGACCGCCGUUUUAAUGUUUUGGAACAUGAAUAUGGCCGCCGUGACGUCAUGUGAAAACGCUUUAUAACCUCGUAUGCGAGCAAAAUAUGUGUUUUUUUUACCUCGUUUUCACUCAUAUCCUAAGGCUAAUGAUCCAAAUCGCUUCCAUUUUCUCUUAAAAGUACUUUUACCUUCGAAAUUCAUCGCAAAAAGCACUUAUAGACUCCUAAAACGGGCGCUAAAAAAACCCAACCCGUACCGAUAGAAAUAUGACCAAAGCACUGUUCGUAAAGCAAGCCUAUCAGUUGCCUGAAAACCAACAAUGCGUUGACGUAAAGGCGGACACCGACCAAACUCGAUAGAUUUAUAGCAAAGAGACUUUUCACGCUUGCCUUGCGAUCCUCGUGGGAGUCACGCGCGAUGCACGCGCUUCGUGCGCGACGAGAUUAUAAACCUCGCUCCGCUCGGAAUAAUCCGUAGUUCCUCUUAUAUUGUUAAUCACAUUUUUGUUACUUAAAAAAAUAUUUAGUAUUUAUAGUUUCCUUCAUUUAAAACCAAAAUGUUUAGAAACAAUGGGAGAUUUUUUGGCAGUAAUUUCAAGUCUGAUAGUUCUGGGUAAAAAUUGACCCUAAGCUCCCUAUUCUGGUGCUUUGAGAACUGGGGAUGAUCUCAAUUUUGCAGAAUAGUUUGACUGUUGUUUGAAAGACAAUCAUAUGAUAUUACAAUCAGUUUUGGAGACAGCAAUAAAUACUUGUAAAUCAAAUGCCAAAAUCAGAUUUAGAUUUGCUUUAAGAAACUGAACAUGCCGCAGAUUUUUUAAUGCAAAGUUGUGAACAACUCAAAACAGUGUGCAAAUACUUCUUAGUUCAAAAAAAUCAAUUUUUCUUGUAGACGUUUCAACCAAGCAAAGACUUCGUCUUCCAUUGCUAGUCUACGAGUGUGCUCUAAAAUACAUUACUACAGCAAGCUAGAGGCAAGUCUUGUGAGUUCGUAAGACGCUAAACUGCUUAAAAGCUAAGCUUAAAUUCUUGCCAUCAACUUGGCUUGGACCGUUUUUAAUUACAAAACGUUCACAUUUGUCUGCUCUAUUUUUAAUGAACAUGGUUUUUGAAAUGAUUUUGUACUAAUUUAACUCAAAAAUUAUAAAUUGGUCAUAAACCUUUUAAAACCGACCAAAAUUAAGCUUAACAUGUUCAAUGUAAACAAAUUAGACUUUAUAAUCACUUUUUUUCAACAUUGUUUUGUGGGUCGAAAAAAGUACCUUCACGCAAAAAUAAAAACAAAUAAACUUUUAUUCGACAUAUUUUCGAUAAUGUCACUUGCAUCGAUUUUCGCAUGGAAAUUUUCCUAAUUAUAUAACUUGAUGCUGAGCUUAGUGCUUGAAACUUCUCAUUUAAUUUUAUUUUACACCAAUUGAGAAACAAAACCGCUUUUUUUUCUUGAGCUGGUAUUUGCUUGUUGUUAUCUUCCAGUACCGCUUCGCUUCUAUUCCCGAUUUUAGAUGUAGAAAGUCUAGGAAUAAAGUUGUUUGUUUGGAAAAGCGCGUAAAGGUUGCGACUAUAUCCUUAAAAUAUUAUCAAGACGAUAACUGGUAAAUACCACGAGCCACAAUGUUUGAUGACUAUCUAAAUUAAAACGUGUUUGAAAAGACAACGGCUAAUUGGCUCUAAAUUCUUUAAAAUCGGAUGGGGCACUAAAAUUUCUCGUUUUACAAUACUGUCACGGAAUCGUGUAACCGGGCGUAUAAUCAGGCCCAUACUCUGUAACCGCAUUAAUUUCCAAAGGUAAACCCCGAUAGCUGUUAUUCUUAGGAAUUACUAAGAUUUUCUUCCUAGGGAAUUCCCAAGAAUUGCCAGAGACCCCUAAAUCUCUUAAAAGUUACAACGGUGCGUUUCAGUUGAUUUGGAAUCUGGGAGUCAGAGGAGGUUUGAGUGGUGGAGUGGUGGUUUUUGACGAAUAGCUGAAAGUUCCGGAAUACCACCUGGGGAAAAACCUCUUGUAGCAACAGAGGGAACCGUUGCAACAAACAGAAACCAUACGUGGCUUCGCGGCAGGGGUAUUUUGCAAAACGCUGAUUGGCCGCCGAAUAACUCUGAAGUUUAGUGAUUAGGAUUAAGAAACUCAAUGCAUCAAGUUUAAAGUCAAGCUUCCCAGUACUGUAAUGACCCUAAAAAGAACCUGAGUUACUCGGUUUCCUACCCCUACCACUAAACUUCAGAUUUAUUCGGCGUUAUACGAAAUACCUCUCCUGGUGGCGCCGUCGACGCCGGGACUUGACUGGGCCAACAACUUACACCGCAACUCUUGACUCUUCAGAGGAACCCAACGACGGUUUCCUCCUAAUCCAUUGAAAAUACUUCCUAGGCUAUCCAGAGAACUUUUGGAUCUCUUGAAACGCGUUCUAAGCGGCGCUAUAAAAUAGGCCAUUUCCGAGUUCCCCCGGGCCUCUGUUUCAAAACGAGGGUAGGUGCUCAGCCUUUGAUAUGGAAAUCAUUUUUCAUUCUCAUGCAAAUAAAACUCAUUUUCACAAGAAAGGUUGUGCACCUAGCCUCAUUUUGAAAGUGAAGGUUUUUGGAACUCGGAAGUGGCCUAUUUGAAUCUGUUCGGUCAUCCUAGGGGAACUUGAGUCUUUUCGAGAUUACAAGGGCGUCAGUAUUAUUGUCCCGAAAAUUUUAGAUGCAAUUUAACGUAUCACGAAAGUGAGGAUUUUACUGAUUCCUCUCUCCAUCACAUUUUUGAAUCCAAAAAUUUUAGGUUUCAUUUUUCUACGAAAAAGAGCCCAACCUCGCCGGGGAGUGAGAUAUGAAAAAUUAAACUUUCACAAAUCAUAGGGAAAUUAUAAGAUAAGCUUCGAAAAUUGUACAUGAGUGGAACGGUCAUCUAGAAAUUUUAGCCGUCUUUAUGCAUCAGUCAAUUCCACCUGCGCCCAGCCCCCCCCCGGGCUACCACGGGGCAUUUGCCCAUAUUGUCAGUCCCGGGGGUGGGGCAUUUGCAAAUUUUGCACUGCCCGGGGGCCGGGCAUUUACCAACCCCCGGGCCAUUCCCGAGCUUUUGACACGCACGCGGUUUCCUAUCAGAAUAUAACUACACAGAAGGUUUUACUGGAAAAAAAGCAGAUUGGCUCAUCUGUCAAGGAUAGGAAUAAAUUGUAGAGGGUUGUAAAGGCAUGUUCUCGAUUUUACCUGUAUGUAUGCAUUUCUUCAUUGCUUUUCGAGCCAGAAUUACAUAGUGACAUGAUUGGAGCUAUCGAUGUCAAUCAACGUUUUUUGGUUAUUGAAUCAAAUUUCUGUUGAUAUUAUUUGAAGAACAUCUUUUCAUAUUUAUAAAACUAUUCAUAACAUAUAACUUUACAGCGCUCUAUUAAUUUUAAUGUCAAUAAUUUUAUAUCAAUACUAAAACCAUAAACUGGUGCAUGUCGUCGCGGCGUGAAGUCUUAAUUAGAAUCCUCAGCGCUAUUACAAAGGAAGACGUUAAUUGAAACAAAAAAAUCGCACAUUGAAAUGCUUAAAAUGGCACUAUUUGACUGUGCGAUCAAUGAAAAAUGUUGCAGUGUUGACGCAGGACGGGGCAUUUGCCCUCUUUUUUCGUCCCCACCCCGAGGGAUUUGACAGCUCAAGAGUCCCCACCCCCGGGAAUUUGCCACCCAAGGCACAAAAAAUGCUAAUACCGGGGGUCAGCCCGGGGGGGGGCUGGGCGCAGGUGGAAUUGACUGAUGCAUUAAUCAGAAGAAAAUUCUAGGCAACAUCUGCUUCCCCGAACAGAUAUUUUACAGAAAACAGUCGUUAGGUGUCCCUGACUCUUGCUCUUUGAGUUGCUGACAUUUCGUGUGGUGAUUACAAACUCAAUUCCGUCUUUUUAUUUGUGUAUAUUUAUGUCUUAUAGAUAAAAUUCUUUCUCAAAGCCUUACCCAAACCGGAAUGAGUGUUAACAGGCGUUACAUUUGGCUUCUUGCAAUCUUGAUUGGUUCGUUCUUUGGAUAUUACAUGGUAUUCAAGUCACCCCACUCUGUUAGUCAACUUCGCGCCCGCGUUCAUAAUCGAGAUCUAAACAAGACUGCGAACCUUACGGAAAGAGUUGCUACCAACACUGCAGACGUUGCUGGUGAUGAACGCCUCCUAAUCGGCCAUUAUGUUUCUAGAUUUGACUCUGUAAUUGGGAAAGAGUUCAUUUUUGAUAAUUCAACUUUAGCUGUGGUGAGAAGUGUUCUUCGGGAUCAAACGUUCAAGCGAAAGCCAAUCGAGUCCAUCGAUGCCAAGACGCCUUUUUUCGAUCUCGUGGCUCCUGUAACUGCGUGUUCAAGUAACCACUACAGAGAAUUCAAACCUCACAUCGAAGAUUUUAGAAAGAAUUUCCCUGGUAAGAAAUGUUAUUUUUACGAUCUUGGACUUAGUGACGAGCAGAUCAGUGAAGUUAGAAAGAUGCCUGACAUUGUGUACAGAAAAUUCGACUUUAAUGCGUACCCACAACACAUUACUAACUUGCGUAAUUAUGCUUGGAAAGUGCUGAUAAUUCAAGAAAUGCUCUCUGAAUUUGACGGAACAAUGUGGUUUGAUUCAUCUGUAAAAUUCGAAGGAAGCGUAACCAAUGCUCUAAUAGAACUUAUGUCCCGCCACAACACCGGAGCAGUGUUUUACCUCAGGACAACCGGCCACUCCAUAAUAGCAGCUACUCAGCCGGGAAUGCUGGAGUACUUACCGAUUAUAAAAGAAGGCGGAGUUAGGGACAUGCUUCAGGCUAGUGCAGUGGUUUACAUCAACAAGGAUGAAGUACAAAGGCAUAUAAUGAAAUGGCUUGUGAUUUGCGCCCUCCAAUUGGACUGUAUCGCACCACCCGGUUCAAAAUUAUUUUGUGGCUAUAACUUUCCUCGAGACAGGUUUGGGGGUUGUCACAGAUAUGACCAGUCUCUGCAAAAUAUACUUGUCUCGAACGCUUAUAACCAUGAACAAGAGAAAUACCAUUACUGGAGUGACGAUUUUGCCGUUAUGGCCCGGGGGUAA
Porites lobata is the source of this 20449-nucleotide messenger RNA. Lineage: Eukaryota; Metazoa; Cnidaria; Anthozoa; Scleractinia; Poritidae. The record is from the annotation of a GenBank genome assembly.